AUGGACAAUAUUACGUGGCUGGCCAACCAUACUAGAGGGUCCAAUUUCAUCCUGUUGGGAUUCUUCAGUCAAUCCAAACACCCAGUUCUUCUCUCUGUGGUCAUUUUUGUGAUUUUCCUGAUGGCUUUAUCUGGAAAUGCCAUCCUGGUCCUUCUGAUACACUCUAAUGCCAACCUCCACACUCCCAUGUACUUUUUCAUCAGCCAAUUGUCUCUCAUGGAUAUAAUGUACAUUUCUGUCACUGUGCCCAAGAUGCUUAUGGACCAGGUCAUAGGUGUCAAAAAUAUUUCAAUUCCUGAAUGUGGAAUACAAAUGUUCCUUUACUUGACACUAGUAGGAUCAGAAUUCUUCCUUCUAGCUGCCAUGGCCUAUGAUCGAUACAUGGCAAUCUGCCAUCCACUGCGUUACCCUGUUCUUAUGAAUCGCAGAAUAUGUCUUCUCCUGGCAUCUGGCUGCUGGUUUUUGGGCUCAGUGGAUGGCUUCAUGCUCACUCCCAUCACCAUGACCUUCCCUUUCUGCAGAUCUAGGGAGAUCCAUCAUUUCUUCUGUGAGGUACCUGCUAUAAUGAAGCUCUCUUGCUCUGACAUCUCACUCAUUGAGACACUCAUGUACCUGUGCUGUGUCCUCAUGCUCCUCAUCCCUGUGACAGUCAUUUCAAGCUCCUAUUCUUUCAUUCUAAUCACCAUCCACAGGAUGAACUCAGCAGAGGGCCGAAAGAAGGCUUUUGCCACCUGUUCCUCCCAUAUGACUGUGGUCAUCCUAUUCUAUGGGGCUGCCAUCUACACUUAUAUGAUCCCCAGCUCCUACCACACCCCAGAGAAGGACAUGGUAGUAUCUUUCUUUUAUACCAUUCUCACUCCUGUUCUAAACCCUUUAAUUUAUAGUCUCAGGAAUAAAGAUGUCACAGGGGCUCUGAAGAAAAUGUUGAAUGUGGGACCAGUCUUUCAAGAAAGUAUAAAGUAA
This is a messenger RNA of Chrysochloris asiatica (Cape golden mole), 963 nucleotides long. Its product is annotated as olfactory receptor 2T4-like. Gene Ontology annotation, cellular component: membrane. The transcript has a single exon. The coding region runs from base 1 to 963 and encodes 320 amino acids. Gene Ontology annotation, biological process: G protein-coupled receptor signaling pathway. Lineage: Eukaryota; Metazoa; Chordata; Mammalia; Afrosoricida; Chrysochloridae. The record is from RefSeq and is a predicted model, not a curated record. Gene Ontology annotation, molecular function: olfactory receptor activity; G protein-coupled receptor activity.